UUUCUUUUCGGCUCAUUGUCGCAAUUCUCAACUGUCUCUCACGUGUUCAACUCGCGUUUUUAAGCAGAGAAAAUCUGCGAAUAAUAGCCAAAAAAAAAAAGAAAAACCGGAGAAAUAGACCGAGAAACAGAAUCUCAGAGGCUUUUCUUUUCUUUUCCUUUUAUUUUUAUUUAAAAAAAAAACAAAAUUUUCUUCAUUUAUAUCGACGAGGAAGAAGCCUUAAUUCAACCCUUUACCCUCAUUCAUUUAAUUUUCUUCCUUGUUUCGCGAUCUUGAUCGUGGAUCGUCAGUCCUUUGAUCGCUUAAGGAAUCGAUUAGGUGGCGGCGUUUCCAGUUGUGGUGGAUUUGAAGUUGGUUAUUGGAGGAAGGGAAGAGAAGCAUAAAUAAAUUUCGAUAAAUUUUAUUUAUUAUUAUUGUUAUUAUUUUUUUUUUGAGGUUACGGUUUGGUAAAAGGGAAAUUUGCUGAAGAUUGAGCGGUUUCUAAUUUUAAUGAUGUUGACCUUAACUGGUGGGUUUUGAAGUACUAUGGAACUGGUCGUUUCACGACAACAAGAUGACGCUUUACAUUGGUCGCGAAGCUUCAAAGUUAUGGAAGAGAAUUUGUGCAGAGACAACUACAGAGAUCAACCUUCUUCUAGACAACUGGAAAUACGUUCUUGCCGGUCUCAUUUUCCAGUACAUUCAUGGUCUAGCUGCCCGAGGAGUUCAUUAUCUACACCGGCCAGGCCCAACACUUCAGGAUCUUGGAUUCAUUCUUCUUCCAGAGCUUGGACAAGAUAAAGCCUACAUCAGUGAGAUGGUGUUCACCUUUGUGUUUUUAUCAUUUGUCUUGUGGACUUUCCAUCCUUUCAUCUUCAAGAGCAAAAAGAUCUACACGGUUCUAGUUUGGUGCAGGGUGCUAGCAUUUUUAGUUGCUUCUCAGAUUCUCCGAAUCAUCACAUUCUAUUCAACUCAGCUUCCUGGUCCAAAUUAUCAUUGCCGAGAGGGCUCGAAGCUUGCCAGGUUGCCAAAACCAGAUAAUGUGCUAGAAGUCCUCUUAAUUAAUUUUCCUCGAGGUGUAAUAUAUGGUUGUGGUGACUUGAUUUUUUCAUCACACAUGAUCUUCACCCUGGUAUUUGUGCUCACCUAUCAGAAAUAUGGCACACGAAGGUGUAUAAAGCAGUUUGCUUGGUUGGUAGCUAUUAUUCAAAGUCUAUUGAUUGUAGCAUCCCGCAAACAUUACACGGUUGAUGUUGUUGUUGCAUGGUAUACUGUUAAUUUAGUGGUAUUCUUCAUAGACAAGAAACUGCCUGAAUUGCCUGACAGAACCAGUGGAAGUUCACCUCUGUUGCUACCAUUGAGCACCAAAGACAAGGAUAGCAAGACCAAAGAAGAGAAUCACAAGCUCUUGAAUGGGAAUUCUGUAGACCCUGCAGAUUGGAGGCCGAGAACUCAAGUUAAUGGCAAGAUUCUGGAAGAUGCCAAUGGAAUACAUGUCGAUACUGCAAUGAAUGGUGCAUAGAUGAUGGAAGCUGCUGCUAUCACUGUAACGGGGCUGCUUGAAUCCUUAUGAUCUUGGAUUAAGGCUUAGCUACUUCCAAGACUGGUAAAUUUGUAUUCUUAAGAAAACAGAACUUGAGUGGUGCACUUGCACAUUGUGCAGUCCUCCCGUGUCUUGGUUAAAAUCAUCAGCAUCAAAAUGUAUCAUGGAAUUUUCCAAGUUCCUAUUGCAGCUGUCAUUUUCUUUCUCAUGUUGAUAGCACCCUCAUUUACUGUAGCUGUUGGAAUACUGAUCUUUCUCUCAACAAUGUCGAAUGGUGAAACAUAUAGUUGUUAAGCCUCUCAAUGCCGAAGCCAUUGAGAUAAAUUACUUUUUAAGUGACUGUUAAAUCUUUAUAUUUCAUUCCAAGGCAGGAUUGCAGGUGAGGACUUGAAUCAUGAUAGAACCGAAUACCCAACUAAAAGCUGUAAGACAAUGAAAAGUUGAACGAUUCAGAAUUUAGAGUACUAAAAGGGGUAGUAUCUGUGGCCCCUUGACGUUCAUGUGAUUGCGCUAGCCAAGACAGGCCUUAAAAACUAUGAUUCCUGCAACUAAAUGGCCGAUGGUGAGUUGGCAGGAGGGAGCAGAGCACAUGACAUUCCAUUUCUUUAUUGUUGCAUGUGCUGGUGAUGUAAGCUAAUGCGUAUUUUCUAUAUGUCCUGCGCCAGUUGUCUACAAUUCUUCCCUCCCUCUUUUAUACGUUUGAAAGGCGCAAUAACGUGCAGUAAAGUCUCUUUUUCCUUCCCUUAAUAACUAAGCCAGGCUGCUUCAUCUUUCAUGCCCCAUUAGGAAACCAUUUUUCUUAAAUUGUUCCAAUUAUACUUUCAGCAAUAUUUAACUACUGCACAUUUCAGCCAACAUAUGGGCCUUAAUUAUUCUCCUUCAUACUGGGAAAUUCAUUAUUCAAGUACGAACUAGGGAGGGACCGAUGCGUGUCGAUAUGAUUUCAAAUUGGAAAGAUCAUGUGGAUGUGAAUGGGAUACAAUACAUGAAGAUUGUUGACUACUAAAACCAUUGUCCAUGCUCUUUUGAAAAAAUGAGCUUUAAUGUCACAAACUCUGUCAGAACAUGGUAUAAUUUGAAUAGGAUCCUUCUAAUCCUAUCUCUAACAUCAUUGGAAAGGAUUUAAACAAAAGAAGGGUAUAUACCCUUCUAUCUUUAUAUUCUUUAUUAUAUUUGAAUGAUCAUUUUGUUGCGUAUCCAUGGUAAAAUUUCACGGAUAUGGGCUGUUUAACAGCUAGUCCUGCUUGCCCAUGUGGGCUCUCUUUGGAGUGUGCUAGUGUCGACAACUUGACAGCAGAGGCCCCAUACCUCUUCGGCGAUCUUGUAAGCAAGGGUAAGUGCUUGAUGCCCCACCUGUAGGGGAUGACCAGAAAGGCGAUGCUGGCGCAAUUUAAGCUGUGAAAGUUGGUCAAUAAAGAGAAGAGUGGGAGAACAAUGGGAGAACAAUGGCAUGUCUGAUUGAGAGGCUGUGGUCUGAGAGAAAGAAGCUGCAAAUUCCAUCAUUGUUGCAUGUCUGAAUAGCUACCGUUUUCUCCUUUCGAAUGCCCUCCCUUUUUUUUUCCCAGGUGAAAAGCCAAAAAGGGGUCCUCUUGAACCAGAAGUGGGUGGUUGUACUAAUUAUGUCACCACCUGUCAGACAUGGACUCUCUUGAUUCCCUUGUUUUUGUUAUUCCUUGUUGGAUAGUGUGACCAGGGCAUGCUUAAAUUGCAACAGGGACUUUUAAUGUUUUUGUUAUAUCUGAUUUCUUGGGGUCCAUUAAAUAUACUUGUAAUGGAUUUUUCGUAUCUUUUUUAUCAGUGACCACUUGUUAAAUAUGCUGUAAACAGAUAGAAAUUCUGAAAUUCUAACUUCCAAUUCAUUCUAAUAACUUCAGAAACAGGCAUAGGAAAGGCAUUUGCUCAAUUUGUACACAACUUUUAA
This is a messenger RNA of Durio zibethinus, 3443 nucleotides long. RefSeq names its product phosphatidylinositol:ceramide inositolphosphotransferase 1-like. NCBI's taxonomy places the organism in Eukaryota, Viridiplantae, Streptophyta, Magnoliopsida, Malvales, Malvaceae. The record is from RefSeq and is a predicted model, not a curated record. Gene Ontology annotation, biological process: ceramide biosynthetic process. Gene Ontology annotation, molecular function: sphingomyelin synthase activity; inositol phosphoceramide synthase activity; ceramide cholinephosphotransferase activity. Gene Ontology annotation, cellular component: trans-Golgi network; plasma membrane; Golgi membrane.